Messenger RNA from Cynara cardunculus var. scolymus (artichoke), 1066 nucleotides. RefSeq names its product putative rRNA methylase YtqB. Bases 65 to 853 code for a protein of 262 amino acids. The record is from RefSeq and is a predicted model, not a curated record. The transcript has 6 exons. Lineage: Eukaryota; Viridiplantae; Streptophyta; Magnoliopsida; Asterales; Asteraceae.
GAGGAAUCGACUGCAAAGAAAGAAGCAAAAAGAUUACGUCUUUUUCCGAGUUCUGUUUCUUCCGAUGAUUAACAAUCCAUCAAUUUGCAGUUCAGCGUUGGACAAAUUGAAAAGGAUGAUGAGUUUCCGAUGUUAUCCAGUGUUCAACCCCAAGAUUUUCUCAGUUUCUCUUGUCUCCUCAUACUCAUCUCGCCAUCCUAAUCUUGCCUUCCACUCCAAAUCAUCCGACUCUCCUCUAUCUGGUCUAGAAUGCGUGAUGAUGGAUUAUAUCUUCGGGAAGAAGAAGGCCACUGAAGUUGCUCACUCUGUGUGGAAGCAUGUUGUUCAGAAAGGAGACACAGUUGUGGAUGCCACAUGCGGAAACGGUUAUGAUACAUUGGCAAUGGUGAAUAUGGUGAGUGAUAAGUCACUCAGUGGCCGUGUUUAUGCAAUGGAUAUUCAAGAAACUGCAAUUAAGAAUACCAUGUCUGUGUUGGAUGGAUUACAUGAUCCUGAUGAGAAAGAAAUGGUAAAGCUUUUUGCUACCUGUCACAGCAAAAUGGAAGAAGUUGUUCCAAGGGGUGUGACAGUGAGGCUAGUUGCGUUCAACUUGGGAUAUCUUCCGGGAGGUGACAAAACAGUGAUUACUAAAUCAGAAACAACCCUAUUAGGAAUGGAGGCUGCAACCAGAAUUGUAGCAGCUGGAGGUGUUAUCAGCAUCAUGGUUUAUGUGGGGCAUCCUGGUGGGAUGGAAGAAUAUGAGAUGGUGGAAGGCUUCGCUUCUGGAUUGGCAGUUGAUAAGUGGAUAUGCUGCAAGCUUCAAAUGUUGAACCGACCACUAGCUCCCGUACUCCUCUUCUUAUGCAAGAGGUAGAAGACACAUCAUUCUUUGUCUUUCAUCACUCGGGUUUUCGUCAAGAUCAAGAUUUGGCGAACGAGUUUAGAGAUUUUCCGUCACCAUUGUACCCUGUAGGUAGACAUUGUUCCUAAAAAGGCUUGUGAAAACUAGAGUUUUGUUUGAUGUCCACUGCUUAAACAUUGUAAUUGUGUGGAUUUGCUCAAGCAUUUUUCAGAAGAUGUGUGAAUG